AUAUAUUCCUGCUCCUCCCUGCACUCUUCCUCUCACGCAUAGAGAGUUCGCAGGCUGCACGGCGGCUGUUCCUCUGUCUGCCAUGAAGAUCACAGGGGUUUUGGUGAAGGCAGCUCUGGCCCUUUGCUGCUGCUUAGGUGUUGCAUUUGGCAUUGAGGUUGAUUGCAGCAAGUAUCUGGGCGGCAUCAGCAAGGGUGGGUCAGGCUUGGUAGGUUGCCCGAGGAACCUGGAGCCCGUCUGCGGCACGGACGGCAACACGUACAGCAAUGAGUGUGGGAUCUGCCUCUACAACAGGGAACAGAGGGCCAGUGUGGAGAAGGCACAUGAUGGAGAAUGCGAGCCGAAAACUAUUCCGGUUGAUUGCAGUGGGUACAGAAGAACUGUAAAAGAUGAUCAAAUCAUGAUAGCAUGCCCAAGGAUACUGAAACCAGUCUGCGGCUCGGACAGCUUCACUUAUGACAAUGAAUGUGGGAUCUGUGCCUAUAAUGCGGAACAUCACACCAACAUCAGCAAAAUACAUGAUGGACCAUGCAAACAGAUUCUCAUUCCUGACUGCCGUAAGUACCCAAAAGCUGUUAAAGAUGGCAAAGUGCUAGUGUCCUGUCCGAGGAUCCUGAAUCCAGUUUGUGGCACAGAUGGCGUUACAUAUGAUAACGAAUGUGGGAUCUGUGCCCACAAUGGAGAACACGGGACCCAUGUUAGCAAAAAGCAUAAUGGAAAAUGCAAACAGGAGACUUCCGAGAUCAAUUGCAGUGAGUAUCCAUCAAGAAUUUUUACGGAUGGCAAAGCCCAUGUAAGUUGUCCAAGGAUCCUGCUCCCAGUCUGCGGCACAGACGGGUUUACUUACGACAACGAAUGUCAGAUCUGUGCCCAUAACGUAGAACAUGGGACUCAGGUUAAGAAAAGACAUGAGGGAAGAUGCAAGGAUGAAAGCAGCCCUGUUGACUGCACCACAUACCUGAGCAACACCAAAACUGGCGAAGCCAUCGCAGCCUGUCCCUUCAUCCUGCGUGAGAUCUGUGGGACAGACGGUGUCACCUACAGCAAUGACUGUCUACUGUGUGCCCACAACAUUGAAUUUGGAACCAGUGUUGCCAAGAAGCAUGAUGGAAGAUGCAUAGAGGAAGCUCCCCAGCUCAACUGCAGCCGGUACCGAAGCUCCACGCUGGAGGACGGCAGACAGCUGAUGGCCUGCACGAUGAUCUACAACCCCGUCUGUGGCACCGAUGGCUUCACUUACGCCAGCGAGUGCACUCUGUGUGCCCACAACCUGGAGCAUCGGACCAAUAUUGGCAAAAGAAAGAAUGGACGCUGUGAAGAGGAUAUCACAAAAGAGUAUUGCAAAGGCAUAGAAGAAGUCUCUCCUAUCUGCACCAUGGAGUAUAUUCCCCACUGUGGCUCUGAUGGCAGAACAUACAGCAACAGAUGUGCUUUCUGCAAUGCCUACCUGGAAAGCAAUAGGACUCUCAACCUCAUGAGUAUGGCUGAAUGCUAAGUCUGUGCUGGAGUCCAGCCCAGGAAGACAAGCUCCCUUGCACGUGACUUCCCACGGGCUGAUCUUCCCCCGCAACUGUCCUUCGAUUUGUCUCAUUUCCUUAGAUCCUUGAAACACUUGUUCAAUAAACUUCACAACAUUUCUGUCUUGA
Columba livia (rock pigeon) is the source of this 1646-nucleotide messenger RNA. RefSeq names its product ovoinhibitor. The record is from RefSeq and is a predicted model, not a curated record. Lineage: Eukaryota; Metazoa; Chordata; Aves; Columbiformes; Columbidae. The coding region runs from base 83 to 1495 and encodes 470 amino acids. Gene Ontology annotation, molecular function: protein binding; serine-type endopeptidase inhibitor activity. The transcript is spliced from 16 exons.